Cercospora beticola is the source of this 1224-nucleotide messenger RNA. It is a transcript of the gene BUB2, whose product is annotated as Bub2p. Gene Ontology annotation, molecular function: GTPase activator activity. Gene Ontology annotation, cellular component: mitotic spindle pole body. Gene Ontology annotation, biological process: negative regulation of septation initiation signaling; activation of GTPase activity. Lineage: Eukaryota; Fungi; Ascomycota; Dothideomycetes; Mycosphaerellales; Mycosphaerellaceae. The record is from RefSeq and is a predicted model, not a curated record.
CCUAAGUUACGCGUCUCGUUUCGUCGCAACGACCAGCCCGCACGCACGCGACCACACGUUUCCUGCCCUGCUGCCAUUGGCAAAGUCCGAACACACUUGCUGCGACCACCACGUCCGCACCGCAGCGAGCAUGACGCACCUCGACGCCUUCCUCCAGCAGGGCCCCGUCGGCGGCGAUCACGUCGCGGGCUUGGAAGAGCUGCGGCGCGUCAUUCUGCUGGAUGGCAUACCGGCCAACAGCGAGGGCAUGUCCGAGCUGCGCAUCUACGUAUGGCUGAUCCUCCUCAACGCGCCGCCUUGGAAUACCGACGGCUACCUGGACCUCGUGAAACUGGGUGCCUCGCCCGCAUAUUCGAAGAUCCGGAACGAUACUUUUCGAACUUUGACCACCGACCCUCUCUUCCGCCGGCGUGUCACUGAGAACAGCCUCACGCGCGUGCUCAAUGCCGUGGCAUGGAAACUCAACGAUGCCGACGAGUCUCGAAGAAGUGGCUACAUGUCGCCACCCACCCUAGGCGUCCCAAAGAGCCUCGAUGGGAAUGAAGCGCACUCCCCAGGCUCAGUCAGUACCCGAGAUACACUAGGCUCGGUGGCAUCAGUCACCGACGCCAGUGAGAUAGGCGAUGCGAGCAAAACGCAUAUCGGCUAUGUGCAGGGCAUGAAUGUCAUGGCAGCACCAUUCCUGUAUGCUGCGCGCAGCGAGGCAGAAGCUUUCGCCGCCUUUACUCGCUUCAUCACAAAUGAAGUGCCUGGCUAUGUCCGCGGAAGCAUGGAAGGCGUACACAAAGGCCUUGCUCUGAUCGACCAGAUUUUGGCUAUUGUCGAUCCUAAGCUGGCAUCUCACAUGGCCUCCAAGGGCAUGAAGGCUGAGAUUUACGCAUUCCCUAGCGUGCUCACACUUUGUGCUUGCACGCCUCCGCUUCCCGAGGUGCUUCAGCUAUGGGACUUUCUAUUCGCCUAUGGGCCUCAUCUCAACCUGUUAUGCAUCGUCUCGCAACUCGUGCUGGCACGAGAAUCUCUUUUGAACAGCGUUUCGCCUAAACCCGACUUCAAGCCAUUGAGAGCCAGGCAGGUCAUUGACUACACUGUCAAUUUUGUCCGCAAGAUUCCGGAUGACCUCUACGAACAGAUGCUUCUACACGCAAAGUGAGGUCUAUAUUGACACCAUGGCUCUGCAUGAAGGGGCAUGGAUUGCGCAUGUUACCUGCACCGGUUCGACGUCUG